AUGGACAAACGGACGAACCGACGAACGGACCAACGGCCCCGGCGCUUCGGCAGCAGCAGCGGCGGCAGCAGCAGCGGCUCUAGCGACGCGCUCUCGGGGCUCGGCGUCGCCGCCGCUUGGCUCCGCCCGGCUCGAGCCCGGCGCCUGCCGGGGCCGGCGGGGGCCGCGGCCGCUGCCGCCUCCUCGGCGGCUUCCCCGACCAGAGCUCCGCCGCUCGCCAGCCCGGCCGCCGGCAGCGAGCCGCCGCUGCCCGCUGCGGGUGGGGAAGCCCGGCCCGGGCCGCUCGAGGGGCGCUCGGGGGCCGUGCCGGGCCCCGGCCCGAACGCUGACGGCCACGUCUCGCCCGCACGGAAGGCGAAGGGGCCCCUGCAGAAGCGCUACCGGCUGGGUUCGCUGCUGGGCAGCGGCGGCUUCGGCCGCGUCUACGCGGGGACCCGCCUGGCGGACGGAGCCCCGGUGGCCAUCAAAGCCGUGCCCCGGGAUCUCAUCCGGCGCUGGGGCGAGCUGCCCGACGGCACCCUGGCACCCCUGGAGAUCGUGCUGCUGGACAAGGUGUCCAGUGGGUUUCGUGGUGUCAUCCAGCUCCUGGAGUGGUUCGAGCUCCCCAACAGUUUCUUGUUGGUGAUGGAGCGUCCGGAGCGCUCUCGGGACCUCUCUCGCGUAAUCACGGCGUGGAGGUUCCUGCCGGAGGAGAUGGCGUGGGGGCUGUUCCGCCAGGUGCUGAAGGCCGUGCGGCACUGCACCAGCUGCGGCGUCCUGCACCGGGACAUCAAGCCCCAGAACAUCCUCCUCGACCUGGCCACCGGUGAAGCGAAGCUCCUUGACUUUGGAUGUGCCACCUUCCUUCAGGACACCGUCUACACCCAGUUUGCAGGAACACCGUCAUACAGCCCGCCAGAGUGGAUCUGCUUCAAACGCUACCGCGGCGAGGCGGCCACGAUCUGGUCCCUGGGCAUCCUGCUCUACCAGAUGGUCUGCGGGAAGCACCCGUUCUGCAGAGGCACCAACACCAUCUGGGACCAGCUCCCGUUCCCACCACGGGUCUCUCGAGGGUGCCAGCACCUUAUCAGGUGGUGUUUGUCCAUCCGCCCCUCGGACAGGCCAUCAUUGGAAGACCUGUUGUGCCAUCCUUGGGUGCAGGGCAUUCACCUGCUCUAGAAGACAGGAGAGAUCCACGUGCUCACUUUGAUCCAGGGGCCUGACAGCUGGGCCCUCGGCAGAACACUGACAGCCUGGUCUGGCCCCCAGGGAAGGAGAAGGGGCCUCUGGAGAAGCUGUGCCGGGUGGGGCUGCUGCUGGAGACAUCGAGGACGACGUCAGGGAUGACAAGCUCUUUGUUGUUGACCUGGACACCGGCGAGCUGAAGAUGAUGGACUCUGAUUCUGGCCCCUUCCUCCAAGCCGUGCUCCACACGCCGUUUGCAGAUGAGUCCACACCCAGGGGGUGCUCCCGGGCAUUGCUCAGCCUGGCUGGGCACCGAAGGUUCCCCCUUUGCUGGCGGGGAACCCGAGGAAUUCUUCAGCCGGCUGCCAAGCUGCUUCUUGGCAGGAGGGUGGGCGGGUGCUCUGGGCUGGGUGUGAAAUGGGAGCCCGGCUCUGCCCCCAGCCUCUGCCACUGCCCCUUUGCUGGG
Molecule: messenger RNA, 1630 nt
Organism: Pipra filicauda (Wire-tailed manakin)
Lineage: Eukaryota; Metazoa; Chordata; Aves; Passeriformes; Pipridae
Product: serine/threonine-protein kinase pim-1-like
Exons: 7
Coding region: 1-1158 (385 amino acids)
Biological process (GO): protein autophosphorylation
Cellular component (GO): cytoplasm
Molecular function (GO): ATP binding; protein serine/threonine kinase activity
Source: RefSeq, a predicted model, not a curated record